AUGGAAUCCGAAAUCAAAUGCCCAUCUUGUGGCAUUAAAUUUACACAAAAAAAAAGUUUGUAUUGUCAUGUGCGAAAAUUCCAUGAUGAAAAACUUGUGUCGGAUCUUCUACCCGCUAAAGACUGUUUUUGUCAAUUUUGUGACAAGAAAUUCUUGAAUAAGAAGUCAUUAGAUACUCACAUCACGAAGUAUCAUCCAGGCAGUGAAAAUCCUAACAAAUUAAAAACCACCAGGAUAAUAUGCACAUACGAAGCGUGUAGAAAAGAAUUAUUUACGUUCCCAAAUCUGAGACAUCAUUUGUUAGAAGAACAUAAAGUGAAAGUAGAGUCCGAAAUCAUUGAAUUUUGUGGCAUUGCAGAAUUUGAAUCAUGGAAACUCAAUGAGGAACAAGCAACAUUCUCAAAGUUUGUCGCAGAUAGAGCCAUGGCCAGAAUAAAUGAUUCAAAGUCAAAACAAUUUUAUUAUUGCCAUCGAUCAUAUAGUUAUCGAAAGAAAGGGUCCGAUAUAAGGGAAAUCAAAUCAAUGGGGACAAAUAAAAUUGGUGGAGUUUGUCCAUCCAUGCUCGAGGUGACAAUUCUUAAAUAUGAUAGAACAGAAAAAGUUCAGGUUAAUUAUUGGAAGACACAUUGCGGACAUCAACAGGAAAUCGGACGAAUCGGAUUAGAUCAAGAAUCAAAAAUAAAGAUUGCAGUUAUUAUAAUUGAUCUUAAAAUAUAA
Macrosiphum euphorbiae (potato aphid) is the source of this 717-nucleotide messenger RNA. The record is from the annotation of a GenBank genome assembly. NCBI's taxonomy places the organism in Eukaryota, Metazoa, Arthropoda, Insecta, Hemiptera, Aphididae.